Molecule: messenger RNA, 717 nt
Organism: Dentiscutata erythropus
Lineage: Eukaryota; Fungi; Glomeromycota; Glomeromycetes; Diversisporales; Gigasporaceae
Source: the annotation of a GenBank genome assembly
AUGGAUAUGUCCACGCUUACAUGGACAGUAUUCGCGUUAUUGGUUAUCGCAAUUGCUAUCGCUGCCUUGAAUUUUCUUGGAAAUCGAACAAAGAAAGACACAUUUCUCUUACUAGGUUUAUCUGAUUCGGGUAAAACUUUAUUAUUUCUUAAGUUACGACACGGGUCUUCGGUGAACGUGCAAACUCACACAUCUAUGAAAGAAAAUGAAGGCCAAUUUAUAAUAAACGAUAAUGGUACACCAUUAACAAAAAACCCAACUCAUGUAGUUGAUGUACCAGGACAUGAAAAAUUACGGUUCAAAUUUUCAGACUUUAUACCUAUUACGCGUGGAAUUAUAUUUGUUAUCGAUAGUUCAACUUGUGCAAAAAAUUCAAGGCAAAUUGCAGAGUAUCUCUAUGACAUAUUCUCACAUAAAAAAGUAAAAAACAUUCCUAUGCUAAUCGCAUGUAAUAUGAGUGACAUGAUUACAGCUUUACCACCUGAACGUAUACGAACAAUAUUAGAAAAUGAAAUAAACCGUCUACGAGUAACUCGCACAGCUGGAUUAGAUCAUCAAGAUUCUGUAGAGGAUGUAGAAUUUUUAGGUUACGAAUCAGAAGAUUUUAAGUUUGAGCAUCUGGAAAAUGAAGUUGUAUUUGAAAAAUGUUCUGUCAAGGAAGGUGAAAUUAAUGUGAUUAAAGAAUGGAUUGUAGAUGCAUUCCAGGGUGGAAAAUAA